CCCAAAACGCCGCGUUGACGUGACCGGGAGGUGUGGUGACAGCGGCGGGAGAAAGGUGAGCGGAGGCCGGUCUGUAAAUGGAGGGUGGUCGGUCCUGAGAGCCCCUGCGGUUGGCUCGGCGCGGGUCACCCGUAUGCAACGCUUGGAAGAGAGUGUUCAUUGGUGAGACUCUGAAGCUGUGAACAUGGAAAUACUAGGGGCAGAAGAUGAUAUUUCUAUUUUGAAUCAUGAAGAAGCAAGUCCUGAAGCAACACCUUUCAGGUAUAGUCCUAUUGUGGGUUCUUCAGGCGAUGAAUCUGUUGGUUCCCACUUUGCACUUGUCACAGCCUAUGAAGAUAUAAAAAAACGAUUAAAGCAAACGGAGACUGAAAAUUCUUUCUUGAAGAAAAAAGCUCGGAUGCUGGAAGAAAGGCUUCUUAAUGCUUCUCUUGACAAUGAGAGAAGUUCCUUUGAACAAGAGGGAGUGAAUAAAGCUUACCAGGCUUAUCGGGAAGUCUGUAUCGAAAGGGACAAGAUGAGACAGAGACUGGAGAGAAUGGUCAAGGAACAGAUGGAUUCUGUCCGAAUUCUGAAUGAAGUGCUACAGGCUAAAGAAGUAGAAAUUCUUCAGCUAAGAAGUGAAGUUGAAACUCGUGAAGUGAUGGAUGAUCUGAACAAAACCCAUAAUUCCUGGGAGUUAGACAAAUCAAGUAAUGAAAUAAAAGUGCAUACCUUGAACCAACAACUGGAAAUUCUUAAACAAGAGUGCGCUUUCCUAAGAGAAGAGCUACAAAAUUAUAAACUGAAGGACCUCAGCCUGGAUGCAUGCAGGUCUAAAAGAGAGGGUCUGAACGAUGAAGAAACAGUGAGAGAAGUUAGUCUGCAGAAACCAUACCAGGAUCUGAAGAGAGAAAUGUCUAACUUACACUUGGUGACAAAAACGCAAGCUGAGCUUCUGCGAAAACUGUUAGCCACACACGGCUCAACAAAGAAUGUUCAAAGCCAAGAAGAUUUGUUACGUGACUGUGGCAAACUGGAGCUCAGUUCUUCGGGGGCAACAUAUCAAGUGCUACGUCCUUCAUCAGCGGGUGCUGGUGUGAAAAUUUCCAAAUUAACUACCACUGAUUGUUUCCAGCAAGAUACAGCAACUUAUUGUGACCAAGAGUUCCUUUUACCAUGGGCAAAUUCACGACCCACUCCUGUCGGCAGUGCUGCCUUCGAAGAAAAUGUUUCUUGUGGAAAGGGCACAAUUGAUGAUAACUCUUGGGUAUUUCCAAACCAACCAGUGGACAGUCCAAGCGAUGCUGCUUUCUGGAAAACUGGAAAUAAUUCUGGCUCUUCAACUGUGAAAGUUCCCGUUGUGAAUAUUCGUGAUCCAUUUUUGUUCCAGAGCUGAGCUGUGUAAAUUGUGAACAUUCAGCUAGAUGGUAAAAUAUUUGUAAAGUAUUUUUAAAAAGCUGAUUUAAAGGGGAUUGGAUUAGCUGGUGAUAAAAGCUUUUAAUUUAUAUCUGAAUUCAGGAAGUAAGCAUGGAUGUUGCAGAAUGCACCAAGCUUCAAGAAUAUACAGCGAGUAAUCCAUUUGUAUAUCAAACAAAUAUCAUUGAAAUAAGUGUUUAUAUUCUGAAGCUUUAAUCUUCACUUGGGCACGUCUGUGAAUAUGGAAAAUGUAGCUGAAAUUCUCAAACUUGGCCUUAAGUAGUAAAGUUCAAAUAUAUAUCAUGUAAUAAACUCAAAUCUCACCUCUUAUUUACUAAGCUGUGUUUGAAGACAUAUAAAUGAAACACAUUCUCAUUGAAAAUAAAUACUAUUCUGUGACUAAAAACAUUUUAGUUGAUCAUUCUGCACUGAAUUUAUAUUAGUUUAAUUUUGACUUCUCUAGAAGUGCCUCCAUGCUUUUGUAUAUAUGAUUUCUAGAAGAUGCCUCUCCUAACCUCAGUGCCAAACUUGCCCCAAACAUCACAAAUAGUUGCUUUAAAAAUAAAAUCAAGCAUCUACUGUAGAUUUCUCUAAAAAUUGUAUAACUUGUGUUUUCAUUGAGUACAUAAACAAUGGAAAAUUGUUCUGUAGCCUGUUGGCUUUUCCUGUAUAAUUCCUUCUCUCUUAUAACUUUUGCUUGGAAAGAGAAUGAUUUGCUCCCAUUGACCCUAAAAUAUAAGAGCAGAAAUUGCUAAUGCUGUUCUUCAGGUUCUCAGGUGAUUGAGGAGCCUGGUUUUGGAUCUGUUGAUUUUGCCAAAGUGGUUGGUUAUGGGGGAUGGGGGGAGCAGGAAGAGAAGGUGCUCGAUGGGAUUUAUAGCUGGUCAUGUGGGAGGUAGUAUACUUCCUCCUUUCCAACAGCCUUCUCUGUACUCGCAGUGCAUGGACGGGAUUAUUAGCACCAUCACAAAUGUUCCAUCUCCACUUUAAACAGACGGGGAUUCCCCGCAGUCAGUUUUUGAGAACUUUUAAAAUAUUCUUAUUGAGAUACAGCAUGGAAUAGGCCCUUCCAGCCCAUUGAGCCACGCCGCCCAGAAAUCCCUCUGUUUUAAUCCUCGCCUAAUCGCAGGACGAUUUACAAUGACCAAUUAACCUACCAACUGGUAGAUCUUUGGAUUGUGGGAAGAAACCACAGCACCACAUGGUCACAGGGAGAAUGUAGAAAUUCCUUGCGGGCAGUGGUAGGAAUUGAACCCGGGUCUCUGGUACGCUAAAACUUUGUGUUAACCACUACGCCACAGUGCAGGCGUACCUUGAACCUUUUCCUUGGUCACUUAGGAAUUUCUUCCUAUUGUUUGUGUUGAAGAGCCUGGUAAAAGGUGCAAUUGAAUUGCAUUGCUAUCUUAAAACUGCAAUAAGUAUUUGUUUCCUGCUGAUUUUCAUGACAUAUUAAAAAAAAACAAAAAUAAAUUGUUUUAAAAAAAAAACAAAAGAAGGUGAGGGAAGGGGAAGGAGUACAAGCUGAAAGGGGAUAGUGAGAUCAAGUGAGGGGGAAGGUGGGUGGCGGGAGAGGGUGGGAUAGAUAGAGGGGGUAAACCGCUAAAGAAGAAAGAAUCUGAUAGAAUCAGAAUUAAAAUCUGGUUUAUUACCACUGACAUAUAUAGUACUGUGUAAAAGUCUUGCGCACCUAUAUAUAGCUAGGAUGCCUAAGACUUUAGCAUAGCACUAUAGUAAUUUGAUGUAUUGCACCGUACUGCUGCCAGGAAAAAAUACAAAUUUCAUGACAAGUGAGUGAUGAUGAAUCUGAUUCUGAUGGGGGUCUCUAUUGUGGACUGAUGAUGGGAAGGGGGCAGAGAGAGGGGAAUCAUGGUUUAGAAAGGGGGGAGAGAGGGAAGUACUGGAGAGACAUUCUGUAAUGAUCAGUAAACCCAAUGUUUGGAAUCAAAUGACCUUGUCUCGGGUUUCAGGGCUGGAUGUGUCUGCCCCUGUGGCACUCCUCUGCCAUCAGUCCCACACCCCUCCCUCACCAUACCCAACAGCCUUAGCUGCCGCCAGAUUUACAAACGCACUGUCUGUUUCACAUUGACAAAUACAGUACUGUGCAAAAGGCUUAGGCAGCCUAGCCGUGUAUAUGUGCCUAAGACUUGCACAGUACUGUAUGUCGUGAAAUUUGUUGUUUUAUGGCAGCUGUACAGUUCAAUACACAAAAAAACUAUAAAUUACAGUAAGAAAUAUAAAAAGUAAGUGGUGCAAAAAGAAAAAUAGUGACAUAAUGUUCAUGGACUCUUCAGAAAUGUAAGGACAUCAUCAGAAAUCUGAAAACGUUCCUAGACAUCUCUGACCAGGCCACGUUUCCACUUCCCAAUAAUUCAGAUAUAACUGCCAAGUCUCAUUGAAAAUUGUUCCUCAUUUUAAGGUUAACGUUCUCCUCCACUUCGAUUUCUUUUGAAUUUUAAUAGUGACUUGGCAUAUUUUGUAAUUACCAUUUUUUGCCCAUUUAUUGAGCUCUAUUGCAAUCAUUAGCACCAGCUUAGUACUAUUUACCUUUCAUUAUGCACAAUCUGAGUAAUUAGUGGGAGCAUAAAAUGGCGCUGAAGUAAAAUUGAAGUUUAGUUACGAUCUAAAAUAUUUCCUCAUGUCAGGUGGUAUGGAUAAUCCCUGCUGAUCACUAUUAAAACAUACUUUGCUAUUUAUGUUUGCAUUGUAGAACAUAGUUGUAUAUGUAUUGUAUAUUGAUUAAAUAAAUGUAUGUUGACUAAAUAUUUUAAACCCAUGUAAUUUAAUGAGGAAAAAUUACUCCCAUUUUCCUGGCUUGUGUCUUUUGUGUAUGUGACAUUGGUGUGGCCUGUAAAUAUACUUUGCUGAUUAAACUCUUUACUUGA
Mobula hypostoma (lesser devil ray) is the source of this 4274-nucleotide messenger RNA. It is a transcript of the gene azi2, whose product is annotated as 5-azacytidine induced 2. NCBI's taxonomy places the organism in Eukaryota, Metazoa, Chordata, Chondrichthyes, Myliobatiformes, Myliobatidae. The transcript has 8 exons. The coding region runs from base 185 to 1375 and encodes 396 amino acids. The record is from RefSeq and is a predicted model, not a curated record. Gene Ontology annotation, cellular component: cytoplasm. Gene Ontology annotation, biological process: canonical NF-kappaB signal transduction.